AUGAGUUCUAAUGACUUUCAGAUCAGAUUAAUUAACAACGAAAAGGGCAAGGGUCUUGUUGCUAUUCGUCCAUUCAAAGAUGGGGAUACAAUUUUUGAAGAAAAACCUAUAAUUUGUUGCCAAUUUGCAUGGAAUUUAGAGUAUAGAUACUUAGCUUGUGACCAUUGUUUAAGACCUUUAGAAACUGCAGAAGAAAAUGUACGUAGAUUGACUGGAAAGUCCACCAUUAUUUUACCUCAUCCAGAAUGCUGCGAAACAAAAAAAGAUUUAAUUACAGAAUGUCCUGAAUGUGGCACAAAGUAUUGUAGUAUUGAAUGCCUAAAUGAAGCUUCUCUAAGGUAUCAUGGUAUACUGUGCUUACAUUCAAGAGAAAAGGAUGAGUCUCAUCCUUUGGUGCAAUUAAAUGAAAUGUGGAAGCAAAUGCAUUAUCCACCAGAAUCAGCAACAGUAAUGUUAUUAGUAAAAAUGGUAGCUCUAGUUAAUCAAGCCAAUAACAAAGAGGAUAUCCUUUCAACUUUCUCUCAGUUUUGUCACCGUACAGUUAAUGAUACAGAUGAGAUUGCACACAAAUUAUUGGGAGAAAAAUUUAUUGGUCAAAUUGAUAUGCUUAGGCGAAACAUACUGAAAGCUGUAAAUACAGAGUUUACGGAACAUUGGUUUACACCAGAAGGCUUUAAAAGUCUACUAGCUUUAGUAGGUACAAAUGGUCAAGGAAUUGGAACUAGUGCAUUUAGUCGUUGGGUGAAAAAUGUAUCUGCUCUAGAAUUGCCAAGAGAAGAAAGAAUUCAAGUAGACAAACUAAUAGAUCGAGUUUAUCACGAUAUGGAAGAGGCGGUUGAUUUUUUCUUAAACAAUGAAGGUUCUGGCCUUUAUGUUCUUCAGUCUGCAGUAAAUCACAGUUGUGUACCAAAUGCUGUUGUAGAAUUUCCUUACUCAAAUAAUGUAUUAGUUUUAAAAGCAAUACGUGACAUUCAUCCUGAAGAGGAAAUAUGUAUAAGUUACCUUGAUGAAUGUUGUCUAGAAAGAAGUAGACAUUCUCGACAAAAAGCUUUCAGUUCUUUAUAUUUGUUUCAUUGUUAUUGUAAUAAAUGUUUAUCGCAAGCUAACGAUCCAGAUGUAACAUCGGAAGAUGAAAUAGACGAUGAUAUGUCCAGCGGAGAAUAUUAA
Molecule: messenger RNA, 1167 nt
Organism: Habropoda laboriosa
Lineage: Eukaryota; Metazoa; Arthropoda; Insecta; Hymenoptera; Apidae
Gene: Smyd5
Product: SET and MYND domain-containing protein 5
Exons: 5
Coding region: 1-1167 (388 amino acids)
Molecular function (GO): protein binding; histone H4K20 methyltransferase activity
Source: RefSeq, a predicted model, not a curated record